Messenger RNA from Cladophialophora psammophila CBS 110553, 733 nucleotides. RefSeq lists its product as uncharacterized. The record is from RefSeq and is a predicted model, not a curated record. The annotation marks the transcript as partial. NCBI's taxonomy places the organism in Eukaryota, Fungi, Ascomycota, Eurotiomycetes, Chaetothyriales, Herpotrichiellaceae. The transcript has a single exon.
AUGACUAACGGACUCGACAUCCCGUUAAUCUGCGCCCUGAUCUCGCAGUCGUACUCGCCUUGUGACGUCUCUGAUGCUCUGUUGAAACUUCAUAUUCCCUCUGCCGGCUUCCUUCGCGACAUCUCACCGAUUCCCACUCGUCGUGGCUCGAGCAACCGCCUUGUUGCCCCUAUCAGCACCGUGCUUUUUGUCGACAACGCCCAUACCCCAGGCACCGAAUACGACGACUUGAUAGUACCUUCGGAAUCCAAUCUCCCAGGCGAUAAACACUUCUCCGACGUUGCGCCUACUGGAUCUGUGGUCCUUAUGCAGCAGCCCUCGCAUCAGAUCGCUGCUCUAUUAGGCGAUAUCGUAGCUACCCGCUACAAAGUCCGUGGCAUUAGAGGCUGCUUUAUCGAUGGGCGAGCUCGUGAUAUUGUUGGAUGUGGUGAGCUAUGCAAGGAUGGAAAUUUUCAGUGCUGGGCAAAGGCGUUGACGAGUCCUGGUACGAGCCUACAGGGAAAGCCAUGGGCGGUGGAUGUGCCAAUAAAAAUUGGAGAUGUGGUGAUUAAGCCAGGAGACUUAUUGGUGGCGGAUGAAGCAGAGAUGGUUUGUUGUGUGAUUCCGAGGGAGAAGUUAAGCGAGGUGAUGGAGUCGUUACCGGUGCAUAAGAAAGCAGAUGACGGAUUACUAGAGGACGUAAAAGGCGGGAUGGGGUUUAAAGAGGCGAUUAAGAGAUGGCCAAAUCAUUAUA